Messenger RNA from Sceloporus undulatus (fence lizard), 1890 nucleotides. RefSeq names its product microtubule interacting and trafficking domain containing 1 (gene MITD1). The coding region runs from base 99 to 824 and encodes 241 amino acids. Gene Ontology annotation, biological process: midbody abscission. The transcript is spliced from 7 exons. Gene Ontology annotation, cellular component: midbody. Lineage: Eukaryota; Metazoa; Chordata; Lepidosauria; Squamata; Phrynosomatidae. The record is from RefSeq and is a predicted model, not a curated record.
CGUAGCCUUCCGGCCCGAUCGCUACAAUGGCUCUAAGUUGCCAUUUCCCGAAAGUCACGUGAUCCCUGUGUUGUUUGUUGUCCCGGAAGAGCGGCGGGAUGGCGGUGGAGGAGCCGGCGGUGUCGGUGCUGAGGCGGGCGGUGGAGCUGGACUUGGCCUCCCGCUUCCAGGAGUCCCUGGUCUGCUACCAGGAAGGGAUCGCCCUCCUGUUGGAGGUCCUCAAAGCUACUAAGGAUGAGAAGAAAAAGGCUCAUUACAGAGACAAAAUAACGAGUUACAUGAACAGAGCCGAAGAUAUAAAAAAAUACCUUGAGAAAGAGAAAGAAGAUGGAAAAUACCACAAACAAAUUAAAAUUGAAGAAAAUACCAAAGGCUUUAGCUAUGAAAAGCUAUUCCAAGAAUAUCUUAAUGAAACUGUUACAGAAGUUUGGGUUGAGGACCCUUACAUUAGACAUGUCCACCAGUUGUACAACUUCUUAAGAUUCUGUGAAAUGCUUGUUAAAGGACCAUGCAAAGUGAAACGAAUACAUCUUCUAACCUCCCAUGAUGAAGGCAGUGGAAAGAGUCAACAGAUAAGUGUCUUAGAAGAAAUACAGCAGUCCCUGAAGGAUUUUGGCAUAACCCUGGAUGUAUCAUACUCUCCUUCAAUACAUGAUCGAGAGAUCAGAUUCAAUAAUGGAUGGAUGAUUAAAAUUGGAAGGGGCCUUGAUUAUUUUAAGAAGCCACAGGGUCGUUUUUCACUUGGAUUCUGUGACUUUGAUUUGAGGCCAUGUCAUGAAACUACUGUGGAUAUUUUUCAUAUUAAACAUACAAAGAAAACAUGAUUCCCAUUUCAACCACUCUUAACUGCUUUUCUUCAAAUGUGAGCUACUUUGUCUAUUGUGUACUUUUAUAAAAUAAAUGGAACUUUUUAUUUUUUUCAAAAAAUUACUGUAUCUCAAUCCAGUUCCAAGGGGGAAAAUACCGAUGAUUUCAUGUUCUUAAAAAGAUCAGUCAGUCAUUCCUAAUGCUGGCUGAAGCAAAGACCACUAGUAGUAGUGGGUAUCUUUUGGCUUUCUGAAAUGUUGUUGAACUGCAAAUCCCAUCAUCCCUCAUAAGAACAUAAGAACAGCUAUGCUGAAAGACUGAUUUAUUCAUGUGGUGGUUAAUCCGUUGCCCAUGCGAUGACUGUCAACACUUCCUGUGGAAUUGAUACGCAGAAGAAAACUGAUAUAUUUCACAGUUAGAGGUGCUGACUAGGGUUGAUAGGAACUAGCCUAUCAACAUUUGGAGGGCCACACAUUUCUCAUACAGGUUGAGACUCCCUUAUCCAGAAAUAUCAAAUACAUUUCAAAUAUACAUGAUGUAAUUGUUAUUUGGGAGGCGGGGGUAGAACUUGGGGUUAUUGAGUACGUUUGUUUUAAGUAUCAGGUUGUUUCUACUGCCUCAAUCCUAAUCGGAGUAGGCAGGAAUAUAAAUAAGUUAUUAUUAUUAAAUCCUCCAAAAUUGUCUAGAUGGGUGGCUGAGAUAGUGACAGCUUUAUUUCAUGCACAAAAUUAUUAAAAAUAUUAUGUAUAAAAUUACCUGUGUAUAAGGUGUAUAUAAAACAUUAUGCAUAAAAAAAAUUCCAGAAUCCAAAACAUUUCAGAAAAGGGAGACUCAACUGAUGUCUAUUCUAAACUAAAAAGCUGACUGCUCUGUCACCAACUGAUGGAAGCUUAAAAGAAACCUGUGAUCCCUUUAUAAGCACAUCACAAAUGCUGAUGACUCAGACUAUUUGAGAUUUGGUGGAAAGGGCGUUAUAAAUAAACAUUAUUUUAAAUAACCACACUAAACAAAGCAAAAAUAUUACAUAUCAGUUAUUUAAGGUUAAUAGUUAUUUAACUACUGUAUUUUCUGGUAUAUAAGACU